This is a messenger RNA of Rhincodon typus (whale shark), 2625 nucleotides long. RefSeq names its product extracellular calcium-sensing receptor-like. NCBI's taxonomy places the organism in Eukaryota, Metazoa, Chordata, Chondrichthyes, Orectolobiformes, Rhincodontidae. Gene Ontology annotation, molecular function: G protein-coupled receptor activity. Gene Ontology annotation, biological process: G protein-coupled receptor signaling pathway. The coding region runs from base 1 to 2625 and encodes 874 amino acids. The transcript is spliced from 6 exons. Gene Ontology annotation, cellular component: membrane. The record is from RefSeq and is a predicted model, not a curated record.
AUGCAUUAUUGGUUCCUUUUCGUGGUGAAUUCUGCUGUUGCCCAGGCAUGGUCCAGUAAUGAGCAGGCUUGCAAACUUUGGGGUAGGUUUGAUUUACUGGGCCUGUCGAAGAAUGGAAAUAUUAUGUUGGGUGGAAUUUUUGACGUGCAUACUUACCAAGUUGAGCAUCGCCAACUCUCGUUCAGCAGUCACCCGGAGGCGGCAAAAUGCGUCAGCUUUCAGUUCCGUCCUUUCCGUUGGGCACUGGCGAUGGUUUUUGCAAUCGAGGAAAUAAAUAACGAUACAGCUCUGCUACCCGGUGUCACACUGGGAUACCGCAUAUACGAUUCUUGUAAGUUGACCCAGUUAUCGCUAAAAGCAGCAAUGGCGUUUCUGAACAAACCGGAGGCAAACGCGUCCUCUGAUAACUGCAAAAGCUCCUCCAUUGUUUCUGCGAUUGUUGCUGAUUCUGGAUCCACGAGGUCUUUAGCAAUAGCACCUCCUAUGGGUACCUUCAGGAUCCCAAUGGUUAGUUACUUUGCAACCUGUGCGUGCCUCAGCAAUAGGAAGGAAUAUCCGUCAUUUUUUCGAACAAUACCGAGUGAUUACUAUCAGGCUAAAGCAUUAGCCCAGUUAGUGAAACAUUUCGGAUGGACUUGGAUUGGGACAGUUAAGAGUGACGAUGACUAUGGGAACUUUGGAAUGCAAGCAUUUGAAGAGGCAGUCCAACAAUUAGGCGUUUGUAUAGCCUUUUCCGAAUCAUUUCAUAUAACACACGCUCGAGAGAAGUUGUUGAAAACCAUUGACACCAUAAAAACCUCUUCUACAAAAGUUGUCGUUGCCUUUGUGGGAGAAUCAAACAUGCGUACUCUACUAAAAGAAAUGUUUAGACAAAAUGUCAGCGGCAUACAAUGGAUUGGAACCGAAUCAUGGGUUUCCACAUUGCUUCUUCCUCCGGAGGAAAGUAAAAAGAUUGCUUCUGGUGCACUUGGGGUUGCAAUUCCCAAAGUCGGUAUACCAGGGUUGAGGGAGUUCCUCAGGAACGUUCAUCCAUCCUUGUAUCCCGGAAACCUCUUGGUGAAAAUGUUUUGGGAAAGUUGUUUCCGCUGCACUCUAAGUGGUAGAAACAAAACAGACCCUCGACAAACUGAUUCAGAUGUUAAAGAAUGCACAGGAAGAGAAAAUUUACAGAAUGUCCAAAAUGAAUUUACGGAUGUGUUCCAAUACAGAGUCACUUACAACGUGUACAAAGCAACUUAUGCUAUAGCUCAUGCACUUCACAAUAUGGCGUCAUGUAAAAUUGGGGAAGGCCCUUUCACCAAUGGGAGUUGUGCAAAUGUUUCAAAUUUUCAACCGUGGCAGUUACUAUAUUACAUGAGAACAGUGAGUUUCAUAACCAAGAUUGGCGAAAAGAUUUAUUUUGAUGAAAACGGAGACCCUGUCGCAACAUAUGAUAUUGUAAACUGGCAACCGAAUGCCCUCGGUAACAUUGAUAUUGUAAAUGUUGGGCACUAUGAUGGGUCAGCUCGUUCUGGAGAAGAAUUUUCGAUAACAGAAGGGACAAUUGUUUGGAAUAGAGGUCAGAAGUCGGUUCCUAAAGCUGUUUGCUCUGAAAGUUGCCAUGCAGGAACAAGGAAAGCAGAAAGAAAAGGACAACCCAUUUGCUGUUUUGAUUGCAUACAAUGUGCACAAGGUGAAAUUAGCAACACAACUGAUUCCAUUCAUUGCAUAAAGUGUCCUUUGGAAUUCAAAUCUAAUGAAAGACGGGAUCAGUGCAUCCCAAAGGAAAUCGAGUUUCUUUCCUUUCUCGAGAUGAUGGGAAUCACUUUGGUGGCACUGGCGUUGUUUGGAGCCUGCACCACUGUUGCUGUAUUCGCAAUAUUCUACGUCUAUAGACUCACUCCAAUUGUUAAAGCUAAUAACUCUGAGUUAAGCUUCCUUCUUCUCUUUGCCCUCACACUUUGCUUUCUGUGUUCAAUUACGUUCAUCGGUGAACCUUUAGUUUGGUCUUGUAUGCUCUGCCACGUAGAGUUUGGUAUUAGUUUUGUUCUUUGCAUAUCAUGUGUUUUGAGUAAAACAAUUGUCGUGGUGAUGGCAUUCAAAGCAAAGUUUCCCAACAAUAAUAUGAUGAAGUGGUUUGGACCAAGACAACAACGGCUGAUGGUUUACAUCCUUACCCUGGUACAAUGUGCAAUAUGUACUGCCUGGUUAAUUCUAUUUCCACCUUAUCCUUUGAGAAGCACUAGUCACUCUCAUGAGAUAAUCGAGUUUGAAUGCAACGUGGGAUCUUCGUUAGCAUUCUAUUGUGUUCUCGGUUAUAUUGGAUUUCUUUCCUGCGUGUGUUUUGUGGUAGCUUUUCUAGCUCGACAACUUCCAGAUAACUUUAAUGAAGCUAAGCACAUAACGUUUAGCAUGCUUAUCUUUUGUGCAGUUUGGAUAACUUUCAUUCCAGCUUACAUAAGUUCGCCAGGAAAAUAUGCUGUGGCAGUUGAAGUAUUUGCUAUUUUGGCCUCCAGUUUUGGUCUGCUUAUUUGCAUUUUUGCUCCAAAAUGUUAUAUUAUUCUUCUGAAUAAAGAAAAGAAUACAAAGAGGAACAUGAUGGGCUCGGUGUCUUCCAAAAAAAGCUUUGGAAAUGUUCAUAAAUGA